Messenger RNA from Heterocephalus glaber (naked mole-rat), 4036 nucleotides. The record is from RefSeq and is a predicted model, not a curated record. NCBI's taxonomy places the organism in Eukaryota, Metazoa, Chordata, Mammalia, Rodentia, Bathyergidae.
GCGCUCGCCUCCCUCCGCCUUAAACUGUUUUGGUAGCAACGGCAACAGCGGCAGUGAGUCCCGGCCCGGCUCCCAGCAGCUCCUCGGUCUCGGCGGGCCUCCCCGCCCCUUCGUCCUCCUCCUUCUACCCGUCGCCAGCCCGGCCGCCCCCCCAGCCGCGCUACUGCGCGCCUCCUCGCUCGGCGCCCGUGCGUCCCUGCCGCGCUCCGGCGUCUCCUCGGCGCGCCCGGCUCUCGGCUGUCCCCGCCCGGCGUGCGAGCCGGUGUAUGGGCCCCUCACCAUGUCGCUGAAGCCCCAGCAGCAGCAGCCGCCCGCGGCUGCCAGUGUCCGCAAGCCCGGCGGCGGCCUUCUCACAUCGCCCGCCGCUGCGCCGUCACCGUCCUCAGUCUCGUCGUCCUCGGCCGCGGCUUCCUCCUCCUCCUCCUCUUCCUCCUCCUCCUCCUCGGCGGCCGCGGCGGGCGCAGGCGGCGGGCGGCCUGGCCUGGGCAGAGGUCGGAACAGUAGCAAAGGACUGCCUCAGUCUACGAUUUCUUUUGAUGGAAUCUAUGCAAAUAUGAGGAUGGUUCAUAUACUUACGUCAGUUGUUGGAUCCAAAUGUGAAGUACAAGUGAAAAAUGGAGGUAUAUAUGAAGGAGUUUUUAAAACAUACAGUCCUAAGUGUGAUUUGGUACUUGAUGCUGCACACGAGAAAAGUCCAGAAUCCAGUUCGGGCCCAAAACGUGAAGAAAUAAUGGAGAGUAUUUUGUUCAAAUGUUCUGACUUUGUUGUGGUGCAGUUUAAAGAUAUGGACUCCAGUUACGCAAGAAGAGAUGCUUUUACUGACUCUGCUAUCAGUGCUAAAGUGAACGGUGAACACAAAGAGAAGGACCUGGAGCCCUGGGAUGCCGGGGAACUCACAGCCAGUGAAGAACUAGAGGCUUUGGAAAAUGAUGUUUCUAAUGGAUGGGAUCCCAAUGAUAUGUUUCGAUAUAAUGAAGAAAAUUAUGGUGUAGUAUCUACAUAUGAUAGCAGUUUAUCUUCAUAUACGGUACCCUUAGAGAGGGAUAACUCAGAAGAAUUUUUAAAACGAGAAGCAAGGGCAAACCAGUUAGCAGAAGAAAUUGAAUCAAGUGCUCAAUACAAAGCUCGAGUGGCCCUGGAAAAUGAUGAUAGGAGCGAGGAAGAAAAAUAUACAGCAGUUCAGAGAAAUUCCAGUGAACGUGAGGGGCACAACAUAAACACUAGGGAAAAUAAAUAUAUUCCUCCUGGACAAAGAAAUAGAGAAGUCAUAUCCUGGGGAAGUGGGAGACAGAAUUCACCGCGUAUGGGCCAGCCUGGAUCCGGCUCCAUGCCAUCAAGAUCCACUUCUCACACUUCAGAUUUCAACCCGAAUUCUGGUUCAGACCAAAGAGUAGUUAAUGGAGGUGUUCCCUGGCCAUCGCCUUGCCCAUCUCCUUCCUCUCGCCCACCUUCUCGCUACCAGUCAGGUCCCAACUCUCUUCCACCUCGGGCAGCCACCCCUACACGGCCGCCCUCCAGGCCCCCCUCGCGGCCAUCCAGGCCCCCGUCUCACCCCUCUGCUCAUGGUUCUCCAGCUCCUGUCUCUACUAUGCCUAAACGCAUGUCUUCAGAAGGGCCUCCAAGGAUGUCCCCAAAGGCCCAGCGGCACCCUCGAAAUCACAGAGUCUCUGCUGGGAGGGGCUCCAUAUCCAGUGGUCUAGAAUUUGUAUCCCAUAACCCACCAAGUGAAGCAACUACUCCUCCAGUGGCAAGGACCAGUCCCGCAGGGGGAACAUGGUCAUCAGUGGUCAGUGGGGUUCCAAGAUUAUCUCCCAAAACUCAUAGACCCCGGUCUCCCAGACCAAACAGUAUUGGAAGUACUGCCGGUGGGUCAGUUCUUGCUUCUCCCCAAGCUGGUAUUAUUCCGGCUGAAGCUGUUGCCAUGCCUGUUCCAGCUGCAUCUCCUACACCUGCAAGUCCUGCAUCCAACAGAGCUGUGACCCCGUCUGUUGAGGCUAAAGAUUCUAGGCUUCAGGAUCAGAGGCAGAAUUCUCCUGCAGGGAAUAAAGAAAAUAUUAAACCCAGUGAAACAUCACCUACCUUCUCAAAAGCUGAAAAUAAAGUGGAAUUUUGGGGUCAUACGUUACAGCCAAGUUCCACUUCUGAAUCUAUGGAUCAAGUACUAAACAAAAAUAGAGAGGGAGAAAAAUCAAGAGAUUUGAUCAAAGAGAAAAUUGAACCAAGUGCUAAGGACUCUUUCAUUGAAAAUAGCAGCAACUGCACCAGUGGCAGCAGCAAGCCGAGUAGCCCCAGCAUCUCCCCUUCAAUACUUAGUAACACAGAGCACAAGAGGGGCCCCGAGGUCACAUCCCAAGGAGUACAGACUUCUGGUCCCGCGUGUAAACAAGAGAAAGACGAUAAAGAGGAGAAGAAAGAUGCAGCUGAGCAAGUUAGAAAGUCAACAUUGAAUCCCAAUGCAAAGGAGUUCAACCCUCGUUCUUUUUCUCAGCCAAAGCCUUCUACCACCCCAACUUCACCUCGACCUCAAGCACAACCUAGCCCAUCUAUGGUGGGUCAUCAGCCACCGACUCCAGUUUAUACUCAGCCUGUUUGUUUUGCACCAAAUAUGAUGUAUCCAGUCCCAGUGAGUCCAGGCGUGCAACCUUUAUACCCAAUACCCAUGACGCCCAUGCCAGUGAAUCAAGCCAAGACAUAUAGAGCAGGUAAAGUGCCAAAUAUGCCUCAGCAGCGGCAAGACCAGCAUCAUCAGAGCACCAUGAUGCACCCAGCCUCAGCAGCAGGCCCGCCCAUCGUAGCCACCCCGCCAGCGUACUCGACUCAGUAUGUGGCCUAUAGUCCUCAGCAGUUCCCGAAUCAGCCACUAGUUCAACAUAUGCCACAUUAUCAGUCUCAGCACCCUCAUGUCUACAGUCCUGUGAUACAGGGUAAUGCUAGAAUGAUGGCGCCGCCAGCACACGCCCAGCCUGCGUUAGUGUCUUCUUCAGCAACACAGUACGGGGCUCAUGAGCAGACGCAUGCAAUGUAUGCAUGUCCCAAAUUACCAUACAACAAGGAGACAAGCCCUUCUUUCUACUUUGCCAUUUCCACGGGCUCCCUCGCGCAGCAGUACGCACACCCUAAUGCAACCCUGCACCCACAUACUCCACAUCCUCAGCCUUCAGCCACCCCCACUGGACAGCAGCAGAGCCAGCAUGGUGGAAGUCAUCCUGCACCCAGUCCUGUUCAGCACCAUCAGCACCAGGCCGCCCAGGCUCUCCAUCUGGCCAGUCCACAGCAGCAGUCAGCCAUUUACCACGCGGGGCUUGCGCCAACCCCACCUUCCAUGACACCUGCCUCCAAUACGCAGUCGCCACAGAAUAGUUUCCCAGCAGCACAACAGACCGUCUUCACAAUUCAUCCUUCUCAUGUCCAGCCAGCAUAUACCAACCCGCCCCACAUGGCCCAUGUACCUCAGGCUCAUGUACAGUCAGGAAUGGUUCCUUCUCAUCCAACUGCCCAUGCGCCAAUGAUGCUAAUGACGACACAGCCACCCGGCGGUCCCCAGGCCGCCCUCGCUCAAAGUGCACUACAGCCCAUUCCAGUCUCGACAACAGCGCAUUUCCCCUAUAUGACGCACCCUUCAGUACAAGCCCACCACCAACAGCAGUUGUAAGGCUGCCCUGGAGGAACCGAAAGGCCAAAUUCCCUCCUCCCUUCUACUGCUUCUACCAACUGGAAGCACAGAAAACUAGAAUUUCAUUUAUUUUGUUUUUUAAAAAUAUACGUUGAUUUCUUGUAACAUUCAGUAGGAAUGCUAACAGUUCACUUGCAGUGGAAGAUAUCUGGACCGAGUAGAGGCAUUUAGGGCCUUGUGGGCUGUUCCAUAAUUCCAUGUGCUGUUUCAAAGUCCCGCAGGUACCCCAGCUCUGCUUGCCGAAACUGGAAGUUAUUUAUUUUUUAAUGGUCCUUGAAAGUCAUGAACACAUCAGCUAGCAAAAGAAGUAACAAGAGUGAUUCUUGCUGCUAUUACCGCUAAAAAAAAAAAAAAGAAAAAAAA